Messenger RNA from Microtus oregoni (creeping vole), 1392 nucleotides. It is a transcript of the gene Ube2s, whose product is annotated as ubiquitin conjugating enzyme E2 S. The transcript has 4 exons. The coding region runs from base 259 to 927 and encodes 222 amino acids. NCBI's taxonomy places the organism in Eukaryota, Metazoa, Chordata, Mammalia, Rodentia, Cricetidae. The record is from RefSeq and is a predicted model, not a curated record.
GCGCCGCGGGGGGGGGGCGGGGCCUGCAAGCGCCUAUAAAAGUGCGAUGUUGCGCGCGCGGCCGGCUUAGUGCGGCCGGGCAGGCGUGACGUUGUGAGCGUUUUCGUAGCGGUUGUCGUAGUUAGCGUGUAGCGGAGCGGGGCCUCGGGGGGCCUCGCUAGGGCCACAGCGGCCGGCAGUUGGGCCCCCCGCCCCGGCCGGCGGUCCAAGGAGUGCAGGAAGGGGGCCGGGGGGACCCGCCCCCGGACUGCCGAAGUCAUGAACUCGAACGUCGAGAAUCUGCCUCCGCACAUCAUCCGCCUAGUGUACAAGGAGGUGACAACACUGACGGCCGACCCACCUGAUGGCAUUAAAGUCUUCCCCAAUGAGGAGGAUCUCACGGACCUGCAGGUUACCAUCGAGGGCCCUGAGGGCACCCCCUAUGCUGGAGGUCUGUUCCGUAUGAAGCUCCUACUGGGCAAGGAUUUCCCUGCCUCUCCACCCAAGGGCUACUUCCUGACCAAGAUCUUCCACCCAAAUGUGGGGGCCAAUGGUGAGAUCUGUGUCAAUGUGCUCAAGAGGGACUGGACGGCUGAGUUGGGUAUCCGACAUGUGUUGCUGACCAUCAAGUGCCUGCUGAUCCACCCUAACCCAGAGUCUGCACUCAACGAGGAGGCUGGCCGCCUGCUCUUGGAGAACUAUGAAGAGUAUGCUGCUCGGGCUCGACUGCUCACAGAGAUCCAUGGGGGUGCAGGUGGCACCAGCAGUGGGAGGGCUGAGGCUACCCGGGGCGUGGGAAGUGGGGCUACAGCCUCCACUGACCCUAUGGCCCUAGGAGUCCUGGGAGGAGCUGAGGGUCCCAUGGCCAAGAAACACGCAGGCGAGCGAGAUAAGAAGUUGGCAGCCAAGAAAAAGUUGGAUAAGAAACGGGCACUAAGGCGACUGUAGUGGGCUCUUCUCCUUUCUUCUUUCUGUUCUAUCCCCUCCCACUCUGUCUCUAAGUUAUUUAAAUUAUGGCUGGGGUGGGGGAGGGAAUGGGGGGGCACCAGAACCUGGAUUUGGUUUUCUAAAUAAAAAUUGGAAAAGAGUUUCUGUGCCUGAAGAUGUCUAGCCCUCUGCCUAUAUUGUGGCAGAGAGCAGCUCUCGUUCUUAUUUUGACGCCAGUCAUGCAAAGCCACCAAAGCUGUAGCCCCAAAUUAAAAUUGGAAUUACUUUUACCCUGUGGAAUGGAUUUAGAUCUAAACUGGAGCAAGAAUCCAUCUGUUCCCUCGACAACAGUGGUUAUCAACCUUCCUAAUGCUACAACCCUUGCCCAACCAUAAAAUUUUUUUCAUUACUGCAUCAUAACUAACUUUAUUACUGUUACAAAUCGCAAUGUAAAUAGUUUUGAAAAUAAAGGUGAGUUGUGACCCA